CCACUUCCAAUCUAGAACUCCACUCUGUUCCACACUCUCUCCAGACGUCUGGUCAGCUGACUUUCACUGGAGCAGCUGUGUGCAGUCGCUCUCUGUCUAUCGCACUUAUCAUAAAGCACAACCAGCAAAGGCGAUAGGGAGCAGAAAAUCCCGACAGAAAACCCCUGAUCCGCUCAGGACAUUAUUUAUCCAUCUGGACGUGCUGCGUUAGGUAACACGGCAUGGCCAUGGACCGUACGCCAUUCCUGCUGAUAAUGCUGACGACUUUGUCGUUCGCCAUCGAGGUGCCAUCCGAUGACUCACUGGGCUUGUUGGCGGAGCCCCAGGUGGCCAUGUACUGUGGGAAGCUCAACAUGCAUAUCAACGUCCAGAGUGGCAAGUGGGAACCAGAUCCAACUGGCACCAAGAGCUGCAUCGGCACCAAAGAGGGCAUCCUUCAAUACUGCCAAGAGGUCUACCCAGACCUGCAGAUUACUAACGUAGUGGAGGCCAACCAGCCUGUCAGCAUCCAAAACUGGUGCAAAAUGGGUCGCCCCCAAUGCCGCAGUCACACACACAUUGUGGUCCCCUACCGCUGCCUGGUUGGGGAAUUUGUGAGCGACGCCCUGCUUGUCCCAGAUAAGUGUAAGUUCCUGCACCAGGAGCGAAUGGACAUGUGCGAGAGUCAUUUGCAUUGGCACACAGUGGCCAAAGAGUCCUGCGGUGACCGCUCCAUGAAUCUCCACGACUACGGUAUGCUGCUGCCUUGUGGCAUCGACCGUUUCCGUGGUGUAGAGUUUGUCUGCUGCCCUGUGGAGGAGCAGAAAGUGUUGGACAGCGAGGAGCAGGAGGAGGCCAACUCAGAUGUGUGGUGGGGUGGUGCAGAGACCGAGUAUACUGACAGCAGCGUGCUGAGAGAACAGGUUACAACCAAACCUGAGCCUGUCGUGACCGAGGACGAUGAGGAUAUGAAUAAUGAGGAAGAGGAGGUAUGGGACAAUGAUGAGGAUGGUGACGGUGAAGAUGAUGAAGAUGAUGAGGAUGGUGAUGAUGAAGACACCACAGAAGAACAGGACACCAGUGAGCAGACCUUCAAUGUAGCCAUGACAACCACCACCACCACUACCACCACAGAGUCUAUAGAGGAGGUUGUGCGAGUGGUGUGCUGGGCCCCUGCUCGGACGGGGCCGUGCCGUGCCAAGCUGCCCCGCUGGUAUUUUGUGGUGGAGAUGGGCCGAUGCGCCCCCUUCAUCUUUGGGGGCUGCGGGGGCAACCGCAAUAACUUUGAAUCAGAGGAGUACUGCAUGGCUGUCUGCAGCAGCAGUGUGUUGCCCACCAUGGCCCCGAGCCCUGCUGAUGCCGUGGAUCGUUACCUGGAAGCUCCAGGAGAUAUGAACGAGCACACCCGCUUCCAGAAGGCCAAGGAGAGCCUGGAGGCCAAACACAGAGAGAAAAUGUCAGAGGUGAUGAGAGAAUGGGAGGAGGCAGAGAGACAAGCUAAGAAUCUUCCUCGUGCUGAUAAGAAGACCAUCAUUCAGCGCUUCCAGGAGAGGGUGGAGGCAUUGGAGAAGGAGGCGGCUGGUGAGAGACAGCAGCUGGUGGAGACUCACAUGGCACGAGUGGAAGCUCUGCUUAAUGACCGUCGCCGCCAGGCCCUGGAAAUCUACCUGAGUGCCCUGCAGUCUGACCAGCCACGACCUCGGCAGGUCCUUAAUCUGUUGAAGAAGUACAUUCGUGCGGAGCAGAAAGACAGACAACACACUCUCAAACAUUUUGAGCAUGUGCGUGAGGUGGAUCCCAAGAAGGCAUCCCAGAUUCGACCAUUUGUGAUGACCCACCUGCGUGUGAUUGAAGAACGUAUGAACCAAUCCUUGGGCUACCUCUACAAGGUUCCACAAGUGGCUACUGAAAUCCAGGACCAAGUGGCAAUGCUGAUACAGCGUGACCAGGCAGAGGUCACUCAACAGCUGUCCUCUCUCCAGAGUAAGAUGAGGGUGAGCUACGGGAAUGAUGCCCUUAUGCCGGACCUGCCUGACAGCACCACUCCCCUGGACACCCUGCCUCCAGAUGAAGACGGCCUGGGCUUCAUCCACCCUGAAAGUUUCAACCAGGCUAACACUGACAAACAUGUUGAACCUGUAGAUGCCCGUCCAAUUCCAGAUAGGGAUCUGCCCACAAGACCUGAAAUUCCCAAGGUUCGGCUGGACAUUGAGGAAAGGCAUAACGCAGGUUAUGAUGUCCGUGACAAGAGACUGAUGUUCCUUGCAGAAGACAUGGGCUCCAAUAAGGGAGCCAUCAUUGGGCUAAUGGUGGGUGGAGUUGUCAUCGCUACUGUCAUUGUAAUCACACUUGUUAUGCUAAGGAAGAAGCAGUAUACUUCCAUCCACCAUGGAGUCAUUGAGGUGGAUGCAGCAGUGACCCCAGAGGAACGCCAUCUCACAAAGAUGCAGCAGAACGGCUAUGAGAACCCCACCUACAAGUUCUUUGAGCAAAUGCAUAACUAAAGAACCACUUCAGAACCCUGCACUCCCCCACACCACCACCAUCACCCCACUGCAUCAGGACAGAGAGCACAGACUGAUGCCUCAUAUACACUAUAUAGUCAGCUCUGUCACCAUGAAGAUGGCUUCCAUCACAUGACCAUUCCAUCCAACUGAUCAAGAAAAGGGAUACAUCAUUGUUGCCAAUUCAGCCAUCUGUCAGUCAGAUGGUCCAUCUGUGUGCUCCAGUGCUCUUGCACCUGUCCAUCACAGUACUGUGCGGUGAAUGAAGUGUCCUCUGCUCUGUUCUCUUGGCCUAUACUUCCCUUCUAACCUACCCAAAGUCCUUGUCUUCUCGCCUCCAUCCAUUUUUCCCUCCUCUUUUGGCUCUAUUUUUGUUGCUCUUAUGAAACUUUUAUAAAGAUGACCCAAAAAUGUAUAUUCUGUCAUCAAUUACUCACCCUUAUUUUCUAUCAAUCUUGUAUGACUUUGCCAUCAGAAAAGGAAAUGUUAAGCAGAAUCACCAUUUACUACCUUUGCAUGGAAAAAAACAAUGCAAUGAAAGUGAAUGGUGACUGAGGUUGUCCUUAACAAUAUCCCUAUUGUGUUCCACGGAAGAAAGUCAUACAGGUUUGGAAUAACAUGAGUAUAUGAUUUUAAGCACUUAUAUUUCCUAUUCUUUUUGCAUAUUCUUCCUCCUUUCUUUUUCCCUGGGCACUCAGAUGUUUCGUUGGCUACAUGAGGCUCUAACCGCUGCAACAACCAGUUGCAGAAUAAUGUACUCAUUGCUAAAGGGAGUUAACCCAAAAAAGAAAAUUCAGUUAUCAUUUACACACCCUCAUGUUGUUCCAAACCUGUAUGACAUUCUUUCUGCUGUAAAACACAAAAGAUUAUGUUAGGAAGUGUUAAGUGACCAUUAGUUUUCAUUGUACCUUUUUUCCAUUCAAUGAAAGUGAAUGGUGAUUGUCGUUCUCUCUAACAUCUCCUUUGGUGUUCCACUGAGAAAAAGGCAUAUGGGUUUGGAACAACAUGAUGGUGAGUAAAUGAUAACAGGAUUUUCAUUUUUGAGUUAAUAUUCCUUUAAAAUGUACAUUUCAGGAUUGUGUCAUUCCACCUUUUCUUUGGGGAUAAAAAACAAAAAUAAAGCUUUUAAAAAAAUGUAAAAAGCAUAACAUUUACAGAUAUAAGAAAUGAAUGUUUUUAUUUUGUUUGUAAUAUGUAUUGAAAUAAGGCAGAAACUAGCUGUACCUAUAUAGUGCAUGGCAAUUAUAACAGAGAGAAGGUUCUGGAUCCAAACACAGACUUCAGCCUCUCUCAUGUAGAGAUUUAGCUGGAUUGUAAAUUUUAGUGUCUUCUUGUGAUCACAUAAUUUUAAAUAAGUGGAAAAAAAAAACUGCUUGGCUUCGUCAUCACAGAGACAUGCUUUAAAAGAAGUGUGUGCUUUUUCUUUUGGACCAUGCCACACACACUUAAAUGGUUGCAUGGGGCUGGAAAAGAUGUAUGUAUUGUAUUAUGGAGUGUAAUAUUAGUCCAUGUUUUGUUAACGCCCUACGCACUCUGCAUUUUUUUAAAGGGUCUGCACCCCUUUGUCUCAUUAAGGUUUAUUCCAUGUCGGGAUCUGGUAUGGGACCGGGAUUAGGGAAUGGAGAUGUGGAGUGGUGGGAUUUUGCUUAGAAAUAUCCACCAUUUUGGAUUGUGUAAUUUUUGUCCCACUUUCCUCUUUGUAUUCCCUAGUGUCUGUGAUAUUCACGAACACAUUUUGGGACAGAAAACACCUCACCUUUCCCCCUUUUUAUUGUUUCACUUAAGUAUCUCAACACCUUACAUGCCAGAGCAGGUGACCCAUAGGAAGGAUGGAUGGGAAAUAACAAUGCAAAUCUGCCAUGCAGUCUUUCGAAAAGAUCUCCUAAUGAUUUACUUUGAAAGUGGCAUGAUUAGAAAAGAAAAUUGAAGGAAAAUGUGUCAACUGUUGUAUACUUCAUUCUAUGAGGCAUCAAAUGAUUCAAACAUUGCUCAUGACUUUCCUGUGUAGAAUUACCUUUGCUCUAAAAAUCUGGUGUUGUGCUGAUUAGUGGAUACUAUUAAGGGUGUGUCUGUGGUCAGUAGGGAACAGCGAAAGCUCUUUCUGUGAACUUUUCCUUAAGUAUCUGUUCAAAGCAUUGGCUUAAAAGGGGGGAAAGCUUUCUACACUGUAACCAUGAAUAAAGUUUUGAAUGUACAUACAAA
Molecule: messenger RNA, 4685 nt
Organism: Myxocyprinus asiaticus (Chinese sucker)
Lineage: Eukaryota; Metazoa; Chordata; Actinopteri; Cypriniformes; Catostomidae
Product: amyloid-beta A4 protein-like
Exons: 17
Coding region: 222-2483 (753 amino acids)
Biological process (GO): axonogenesis; central nervous system development
Cellular component (GO): early endosome; cell surface; plasma membrane
Molecular function (GO): serine-type endopeptidase inhibitor activity; signaling receptor activator activity; transition metal ion binding
Source: RefSeq, a predicted model, not a curated record